AUGAGCACCUCAAAAAAAUUCUAUGCUGGCAAGAAGAAGUUAGGAAUAUUUCAUCAUUCCAGCUUUCUUGCUUGUGGGUCUAUAUUAGCAGCUGGAAGACUAGGGGUAACAGAUGGGAUGCUUAAGUCUAUUUCAGCAUAUAGUGGGCAUUAUCGGCCAAAUAAUGAUAGUCUUGACAGCCUUUUAUCAUUUCUCAAGGAAAAUGGAGUCAACCUGGAUGAGGUAAAAGAAGACGAUGAGAGCAAUGUAGAGGGACAGUCAUAUGAGAGUCACUCUAAGUCUGAGCUUUCAACUGUAUCAAAUUCCCCUCUUCAAGUUGAUGAUCUGGAGGAAGAGGAGAAGGAACUUUCCACGGAAUUAAUAAGAAGUCCGCAAGCUCAAGAGACAAGUAGCUAUAAGAGAACACUUUCGGGUGGUCUUGAGAGCCCAAAAGCAGAGGUGCCAAAGACUGCAAUAUUGCAAAGGACCAACUCAAAGAAGUCUGCAAAGUCGUAUCAGUUGGGUCAUCCACCUGAUCUUUUUCUGCUGCUCGGACCAUUUGAUUUUUCUAUACUGCUCUUCGUUGAUACUCCGUCAUUAAUACCACGAAGCAAGGAAGCUACAUAUACAGUAGCACAUUAG
Messenger RNA from Nicotiana attenuata, 621 nucleotides. Its product is annotated as IQ domain-containing protein IQM3-like. Lineage: Eukaryota; Viridiplantae; Streptophyta; Magnoliopsida; Solanales; Solanaceae. The transcript is spliced from 4 exons. Bases 1 to 621 code for a protein of 206 amino acids. The record is from RefSeq and is a predicted model, not a curated record.